This is a messenger RNA of Aspergillus pseudonomiae, 1698 nucleotides long. RefSeq names its product adaptin-binding domain-containing protein. Lineage: Eukaryota; Fungi; Ascomycota; Eurotiomycetes; Eurotiales; Aspergillaceae. Gene Ontology annotation, biological process: vesicle-mediated transport. The transcript has 3 exons. The coding region runs from base 207 to 1472 and encodes 421 amino acids. The record is from RefSeq and is a predicted model, not a curated record. Gene Ontology annotation, molecular function: protein-macromolecule adaptor activity.
AUGCACCCAUUCCUCUCCAAAUCGAACCCAAGCCAAACUUCCAGCGCCGCAAGAAUCCUCCCCGCUCAUCUCCAACUCAACCACUACUCACCACCUACACUCACCACCACCACCUACCUACCUACUUACUACUACACCACUUGAAUCCCAACCUCACUCUCACUCACACAAACUAACCCAAAGAACCCCCAAAAGAAAGAACAACAAUGCCCCAACCAACCCCACCAAAACAAGACGUCAUCGCCAACCCCCGCCGCCUCCUCAUCCUCACCCCCUCGCAACACUCCCACACCACAAUCCCCCCAUUCCUGCACUCCCUAACCGGCUGCCCCGUUAUUGAUCCCCCGACGACCGAGACCAGAAACCAGAACCACCCAGAUACUGACCCCACUGCGAGGCCGACGACGACUACAUUCGCAGGCUACACGACACACCCCCCGCUCCGACUCGAGAACAGGUAUUAUAAAGCCGAGGUGCCGAUUUGGGUUGAUGAGAUCCCACUUUCUAUUUCUGGGUCUGAGAGUGCAAAUACAACUACAACUACAACUACACAAAAUGACCAACCGGAGCUAAACCCCCAAGGAAAAGAAGAAGAAGAAGAAGAAGAAGAAGGACAAAAGCAAGAACAAGAACCCCUCACACCAAGAACAUGGCGGGAAGAGUUCUCCGGCCCAGAAGCGAGGGUCGUUAGGGAUGCCAUCGGGGGCGUGGUUAUCUGCUUGCGCAAUUUGGAUCUCGUGGCUCCGUCUCCGUCUGCAGAAGCAGAAGUAGAAGCAGAAGCAGAUGUGGAGGAAAGACCGGAGUGGAAGGGUCUGCGGAUGUUCCUGGAAGCUGUGGGUUCUGUUAAGGGGGUGAUGGAUGAGGAGAGAGGACUGGGUGAUGUUCUUGGGUUGGUUGUUUUGGUUGGCAGGGGGAGGGAGUCUGGUGGUGCUGCUGCUACUGCUACUGCUGCUGCUGGGGAUGCGGAUGAGGUCGAUGGCUUGGGGGAGGAAGAGGUCUUUUCUGUCCCCUGGUGGGAGGAUAAAUUGUUUGAUCUGGGGUUGGUGGGGUUCGAGGUUGUUAAUUGGGAUCCUAGGGAGGUGGGGAGUGAGGAGAGGGAUCGGUUUGGGGAGUAUCAAGGUAUGCGAAGGGUGAGGGAGAUUCUAGAGACGCAUGAUUGGGCUUCGACGCCUGCUGGGGAGUCGGAUGGUGUGGACGGUGUUGAGGAUGAGCUGGAGAGGCACUUGCUCGAGGAUGGGUUCGAUCUGGAGGUGAACGAGCUGGAGCGGGAGAUGGUUGGGUUGCGGUUUGCGAUUGAGAAUGGAGGCGACGAUGUAGGCGGGAUUGACGGGGAUGAUGAGAUGAAGGUUGAGUCGAUGGAGGCGUUGAUGUUGCGGAUGAAAGCUAUUAAAGACAUGAGUGAUGAGUUACCGGAGAGCGAACGGAAACGAUUUGCGGCGAAAGCCGUGCGAGAUAUCAUGAUGGAGUUAUAAUGCACCUAGCUCAGGCCCUACUUAUUACGCGUAAUGAAAACAUGAUAGAGUAUGUAGCCAGCAGUACAUCAUUACCAAUGCGUCUUGUAGCAGAAUUAAGCUUAUCUAGACCAACCCAUCCCUUUCGCCAUAUCAACACCGACAUCUCACAGCUGCAGUCAUGACCCUACUCCGCCCUCUUCUUGAGCACCUUCUUUCUCUGGGCAAUCAUAUGCGUGUACAAGAU